Rattus norvegicus (Norway rat) is the source of this 11993-nucleotide messenger RNA. Lineage: Eukaryota; Metazoa; Chordata; Mammalia; Rodentia; Muridae. The record is from RefSeq and is a predicted model, not a curated record.
CAACUUUUUAUUUCAUGUUGAUUUUGGUACCCUGUGACACUCUAGAAGGACAUUUAUUUGUACUUGUUAGUUUGUGUUUUUACUAAUUUUUAAAGAAUGUGUUCUUUGUAGCCACAGUGUUGCCUGACUUUGAGAAUGAAAUAUUGGAUCCCUGUCCAACAAAGAAAUGAAUUCCUAGGUAUCCAGGAUUUAUUUUUAGGUUCAUAGCCUGGAUUUAAAUCACAAAGUAAUGAACUGGUAGAUAGGAGCCAAUAGCUGGAAUUUUAUUAACAUUUUGCCACCAAAACGUGAAAACAUAGUUGUUUAAAAUAUCUGGUGAGUUAAUGCCAUGGCUGACUUGGCCAUUCCUAGUCAAUUCUGAAAGAAAGGAAAAGAGGUUUACUUAACAGUGUGUACAAGUCUGUAAAGUGUACCUCUAAAUCAACACUUCAAUCAAACUUUGCAUUGGGUUUUAUGCAUGCUUUCCGGUCCAUUGAAUGCUAAACUUUGUGCGUUCCUUCCAUAAACCCAACUCUUGUGACUUUAAAGCUAACACUUAUAAUUGUCUUAGCUCCUCCUUAUUUUAGUGGUUCUGUGCCCCUCUGGUUUGUUUUUGUUUUUAUUUUUCCUCGUUUAUAAGGUGGAUUAUAAACAUGUUUUGUGACAGAGCUUGCUCUGCAGAGAUCAGCCAAGUGAGAAGAAUGGUGGGGCUGAGCUAUUGUUCAGGGACCUUUCACCCAAGUGGAAGGAAGAGUAGGCAGAAAGAAGCCUGAUUGGUGAUGUAGCUUCUAAAGGUGUCAGAACUCUGGAUCAGAGCCACAGUAUAUCAGACAUGUUCCUCUUUCGAGUAAUGUGGACAGUCCUGAGGGAAGAGAGGGGGCUGCAUUCAUGUGGAGCCCCAUGAGAUGGUGUUUCACCUGAGGUGAGCCUAGGAUACUCUUAAGUCCAGUUUCCCCAGGAUGACUGAUGGAUUGUUCUCAGGGUUUAAAUUAUUCUAUUUGCUUGCAACCUUUGCUUGAGGGCACACAAAGUCUUCUUCACCCAUACCUCAUCUUUUGUGUGUGAAGAGGGACUAAGAAUUAUGCAGGCUAGGCUGACACCAGAAGCUCUUCUCAUUUUUUUUCCUUACGAUGUGGAAGAAUCUGCCAAAUGUGGAGUGUCCAAGGAGAAAAAGAAUUGCUCUAGUUCUUUGUUUAUCUUCAUGCCUUUUUGUGAGGUCUCGGAGCCAGCUGGUAUCUUCCCUGUGACUUCCCUGUCUAGCCUGUAACUUCCUUGUCUCAGUUCAGAAGGCUGCUGCUGCCUGGGCAUUCGUGAGAGCUCCUGUUUACUAGAGUUCACAUUUUCCACAGGUUAACAGUGGGGAAACAAACAAACAAACAAAACUCUUCAGUGAAAUUAUAUCUCCAGAACGAUAGACCAUCCCAUAAUAAAAUGCAAUGUCUAUUGAAGUCUAAUCUAAGGACUGUCCUCUGUUGAGACAACUGUGUGAUAACAUAUAGGGAUAAGGUGGAGCUCAGUGGUACAGCACCUCCUAUCCACCAAACACAUCCAACUGCUGAGGUUUUGAAAACCCACCGAUUUUGAACAAGUCAGACAGUGAUAAGUCAACUUUUUAAAGUACAAGUCAUUCAAAACUCAUUCAUAAUGUUGAAAAAGUUCAGAUUUGAUAUGACUUAUACAAUGUUGAGUUUAACACAUGAAUUAUGGAGAUGAGGAAAUUGCAGUACAUUUUGCUACUGUAGUGAAUAUAUCCCAAUGCAGAAACAAAAUACCAAAGGCUUCUUUCUGUUGCUAUUACAGGAGAUCAUUGAGAAAGACUAAUAAGCAUAGCGUAUGAUUAUUAUGCAUUCCCAGUACCAAAGGGUGUGUACAGGUGUAUAUGCUUUGAUAGAAUAUGCAUGGUAAUGCUAUGUGCUGCCUACUCAGUCUUUUGCUCACGGUACCUUGACUUAACAACUGUAUUAUGUGAAUGUGACAGAAAUUCAGUGAGAACUGUGCUUUGAAUCUUGAUCUUAGGUCUUUGCCCAAUCUGGCCAUUUAUUGGACCUUCCUUUCUUCACACGCUCGGUAACAGUGUGAGCUAGAGCUCUCAUUUAGUCAGAUGACCAGAAGAGCAAACAACUGGUACUCAACAGGACACCUUGUUGCCAAGUUGUGCUGUUUUCAAUACUUAGCUGUUGAAUUCAGUUUCAACUAAUGGUAGCUUAAAUUUAAGAUAGGUUUAUCAAGAGAGUACCCCAUUGCAGCUUAAGAAUCAUGCAUAUGUUCUGUAUGUUGAAGAAACUGAGGCUCAGAAGGUGCUUGGGUAUAAGCAGAAAUGACACAGGGGUCAGGCUCUUGACCAUAUACAUUUUUAAAGGUGGGAUUUGUAUGUAAAUCCUUCAUUUAAGGGUCCCAGGAAAUGCAAUGUGAGUGUUCCCCAUCCCAAUACAAUUAGAUAUACAAUGUGUGUGUGUGUGUGUGUGUGUGUGUGUGUGUGCACAUGCACGCAAUAGCCUUCUAAACUCUCAACAAAAUGAAGCUCUAGUUUGCUCUGUGACAGUCCCAAUCCAGACUAACUGAUGGUGUACUUUUUUCUCUUUGAGAAACAGUUCACAACGAAGAUUUUCUGUUGGUAAAUCCAGCACUAAGAGCUUGUUAUUUAUCUGGAAUGCACAGCACAGUGUGCUUUAUGGCUUUUCCAUCAUUUUUUCCCUGUAACUCCUGGUUUUGGGGUUUUAUUUGGUUGCUGUGUUUGUUUGUUUGUUUGUUUGUUUGUUUGUUUUGGAGGAUGGCCAUUUCACCCAUGCUGAGCAACAAAUACUGUCAGUACUGGAGAAACUCUUUUUCAGUCUUGAUUGUAUGAUUCAACUUAGAAGGCUGGUUGUUCAAGUAAGUUGUCUAUUUGCUUAUUCAUAAAACAGUGCAAUCCUUCACUCUGCUUCCCAAAGAGCCACCCAUUAAGUUGUCCGAUAUAGAUACCACUAAGACAGAUAUCACACCAUCACCCAGUUGAAACAACUAUUAAGUUAAAGUACCACGAGCCAAGGACUGACUCAAUAGCAAACAGGUUUUCCAUAUGUAAAGAGAUACAGCUCCGCCCACCAUUUGGUAUGGUCAAUGUGCAAUAAACAUCGCACCUGUGCAUGUAUGAUCACUCUUAUGUCUGUGUAGUUCAGCAUAGAAAGGGUUCCAUGGCAGGGGUAUGGCAGGGAGUGGCGUAGGAGGAGCUCUGAUGACUGUUGCACAUGUUUUGCUAUGAGUCUUAUCAUCUUAUGGUUUGCUAUGCACCUAGACACUGGCUGUCUCACUCGCCAGUUGUGAACCUGUGGUUUUUCUGGGUCAUAGUCAGGUAGAGCCUUCACAGAAAGCUACUUCUUGAAUCUUUUUUUAAAAUAAAUUUCAUCUGCCUCUCUCCAUCCCUUCACUUGGCUAAAUGUCAGAAGUGUGAUGAGCAAAAAGACUGUGUGUAAUAUAUAAGGAACAGGGGAAUGGGAAAACCUUUCAGGCCAUCAGGAAGAGCAUUGAGUAAAUAGCCAUUACAUGGAUGACUUGAGAAAAUUAUAAAUGGUUUUUUCCAAAGUCAUCAUGACCGGAUUACAUAUUUUGAAGACCAAUUUAUUUAUAGAAAAAAGGGCAAAAUUUGAUCUUUAAUUUUACUCACCCAAUCCCUCCAAAAGUAAGCCCAAAUCAGUAGUACUUCUCCCUGUAGUCUUCUAAACUGGAACACUGAGAAUUACCUGUAGUGAGAAUUAGACUUGACCCUUAGUGUCCUUAGGUGAUAAGUUCCAGGACACCAUGAACACCAUGAACACCAUGCAUGAUUAUGUGCCCCGUCCUCCCUGUUCUGUGGCAUAGUGUUUUCAUAUAACCUACACUGAUCUUCCUGUGUGACUUAAAUCAUCUAUGUCUCACUUGGGGAUGUGACUUAAGAUUGUUAUUCUAUAGUCCUUAAGGAAUAAUGAAAAGGGCAAAAGGAUUAUAGGUGUUCAAUAUACAUACAACUACUUUGAAAAAACAUACUAUAAAUACUUGAUUGGUGGCACUUCAUAAACAUAAAACCUUGGGGAUAUGAAGGCUUCAAUCUUUGAUGGAAACUGCUUUUUUUCCCUCAAGGAAAUGGCAUAAUUUAGUGAAUGCUAGGCAGAGACACAGAGAAUAGACUCAGAAUUUUGACAUCAUUCUUAAGUCAUACUGUGGAGCUGAUAUGAAACGAUCUCAAAUGCUUGAUUUCUUGAAUGUCUUACAAUAGGGAAUGGAAGUCUAUGAUGUAGAGCAAGUUUUGUCUGUCUUGGCAGAUUGUAUGCUUUGUAGACACCUUUUCCCAAAAGCUAACCCCAUGGUCCCAUCUUUCCCCUUUGUAUCAGUUGUUCAUUUACUUUCGAGUUAGCCAUUGGGUUGUCAUUACUACUUUAUGACAUCUAAAGUCUUGAGUGUUCUAUUAUUUCAGAUGGCCUUUGUCCUUUCAGAGUCUGUGGUAUGUAAAGUCACUGUGCUUUGGUCUUUGAAUUCCUCUUUGGGGUUGAAACAGCAGAAUGCCCUUUUACAUGGGCAUUCACUGUCACUAGGCACUCUCUUGCAUUGCAACAGUCUCAUGUAUGGGGUGUAAGCAGCAUCAUUACCAUUGUUUACAGAGAGGAGACUGAGAAUGAGAAAAUGUAAGUAAGUUGUCCACAGUCCUAGAGGAAGUACGUAGCAGAAUUCUACACAGUGUAAAUAAUCUAUUAACCAUGAAUCCCAGGAAUGUCUCUGUUUAUCCUGUCAUCCAGGGGAAGACAGGGUUCAAUUACGUCGUCAAAGUGCACUUUGAAUUGUCUUUUGUACUGAAAGAUGUCAUAAUUUGUCAUUAUCUUCUAUUGGGCAUUAGUUUAUGACUAGUUUGUGGUAUGCUGACUGAUGAGUAUUGUUGGUGGCAUUAAAUAGGUUUUAUGGGCCAUUGACUUGAGUAAUAAGUCCUUCUUAGUCACAGACACAAAAAUACUGGCUUUGGAUGAUAUUUGUAGCGGAAUUUAGCCAUCAUUCUGCUCUUUGAUGUGGUUAGGUUGAAGUUCCAUCAACAAUGGCAUGAUGGAACACCCUCGAGAAGGCCCACUUCUGAGAUAUAAAAAGUUAAUAAGGGGCUGGGGAUUUAGCUCAGUGGUAGAGCGCUUACCUAGGAAGCGCAAGGCCCUGGGUUCGGUCCCCAGCUCCGAAAAAAAGAACCAAAAAAAAAAGUUAAUAAUAUAAUUAAUUGCUUAAGUUUAAAAGAAUUCAGCCUAUUUGCCUGCAUAUAUUCUUCUUGCCUCACCAAAGCGUUGGCAAUUCUGCUGGUUACAACACCCACACAUCCAGAGAGCAAGAGUGCAUUCCAACAUGCUUAUUAUUUUUCUCCGUGUGGUUUUCCAGAGCCCUUAUCAUUUGAGUUGAAUGAACCAGUUCUUCAGUCUGCUUCCCCCAUGCCCUUCCCAGGGAUGACAACUGCCCUUGGCAUCUUUUCAGACCUGGAUCUCUAUCAAUAUGAAAAUAGAUUAGCAUUCUUGGGGCAUAAUUAGGAAGUAACAUUAAGCUAUCAAAGGGCGAGAGAACCACUGACUUGUACAGAUAUGGAGGUAAUGUGUCUGCUGCUGGAAAUGUCUCCAGAUUUUUGACAACGGCUAAAGCACCAUGGGGUCCAACGGCCUCGGGAAAGCGGCGACACUAGAUGAACUUCUCAGCACAUGCAUUGAGAUGUUUGAUGACAAUGGAGAACUGAAUGACAGCUACUUGCCCAGAAUCAUGCUACUGAUGCAUCGAUGGUAUUUAUCCUCCACUGAACUGGCAGGAAAACUCCUAUGCAUAUAUCUUUUCAAUGGCUGUGUAAUGCUUUUAGUCACAAAUCAAGUUUUGUAUUUAGAUAGAGUGUCUGUCUAAAGCCAGUAGAUUAAGGUAAAGUCUUAUUUAUUUGUCCAACUGUUAUAUAGAUGUUAGAUGAAACAUCUGGAUGAUGGACCAAAUCAUUGGGUGUUUGUGCUUGAAGAUGUCAGUAAGAUGUGAAGAGGAAUAGGAGUCAUAGGCUGAAGAUUCCUAACUUGUCCUUAACAUUUUGAAUGGUAGUGUAGUAAAAGAAUAUUUAAUACACUGCCUCAGGACCUAGUAUUUCCCUUCUGUGACAACAACAAAGCUUAACUUACUUUUUAUAUGUCCUCUUGCUGGUAGGACACAGUGAAUGUUCUAGAACAGUGGUUCUCAACCAUCCUAACGCUGCUGUGACACUUUAAUGCAGUUUCUUGUGCUGUGGUGACCCCCAACCAUAAAAUUAUUUUCAUUGCUACUUCAUAACUGUAAUUUUGUUACCGAUAUACAGAAUAGCUGAUAUGUGACUUCCAAAGGGGUCUUAACUCACAGUUUUUUUCCUGUUGUUUUGUUUUGAUGUUUUACCCCUAAUUUGCUGAUUGCUGAUAAUUUUUGGUUUGAUUGACAAAAGCAAACAAACCAAAAAUCUGUACAAGGCUAAAAUUAAAUUUUCACAUAGUUGAAAAGUCUCAUUUUUGUAGUAAGAUAAGUUUCUUACUGAUUUUUGUUGAUAAUAUGGUCCUGAAAAUGAUUAAAAGGUGCAUGGAUGAUAAUGCAAGUGAUCUUACAGUAUCAGGAGAUUUAUUUCAUAAGAUCUGGGCAUGUUGUACAAUCCCUAAGUGUGUUCUUAUAUCUCUGCCCUGUACAUUCUCAGAUACCCUGUAUGGCCUAGAGCACAAGCAGGAAAGAGAGGAGCCUGAGACUUAGAAAGUCCGCCCAAACUUUCUUGCCUGCUGAGGCUGCAUAAGCUGAGCAGGAAUGAAGCCUGUCCUCUUCACCCGUCUUCUUUCCAUCUUCCUACAACUUCAAGUGAUAAGGGGAUGUUAGCGAGGGUAAGGAGACACUCAUCCUGAAUGGAGAGCCUUGGGAAUGAGCGGGAUCUCUGUGUCCAUUGGUCCCACUCCUGACAGGCAGAGUGUAGGCGGGGAGGAAGGAGUUAAGCACAAGAGCCAUACAUGGCCCAUUGAGUUCAUCUGCAAACAGCACUCUUAUUCUUAGAGAGCUUGUCAAUGACUUAAACACUAAUACAGAGGGGUUUUCUAGCAUGUUCAAGCACAGGGUGGGAAAUAUUAGAUCAUACGAAAGUUGAAGACUGCUGUUUUUCUCUUUGGAUUUGUUACCUACUCCUGGCCCAUUAAUCCUUGCUACAGUAGGAGUAUUUGUUAAUGGAGAACCAGUGAAUUAACUUAAGAACAAAUACAACCUUAAUAUUGACAUCUUGAACAUGACAUUUAAAAAUAGAAGUGAGAUGAAAGUACUUGUUAUAUACAAAACCAAUCCUAAAGACAAAUCUUUUUUAGGUAUAAUGGUGCUUCUGGGUACUAUCAAUUUGGAAUCAUGUAUAUUUGCCAGUAUGCGUGUACCACAGUUUGUGGUUCUUGGUUGGCAAGUACUCAGAAAGGUACGACUAGCUUGUAAGUGACUUCUCCACUGACCAAAAAUAUAUCCCAAAGCAUUAAGAAGCCAAGUUUGACUACUUUGUGUGGACAUGCUCAUAGCCCACUUCCAUGCCCAUCUGAUGAAAUCCAGGUUGAGUUCACGUCAUCCACAACUUUGAAACUGAAACAUUUCAUAUCUUGGAUUUUUAACAAAUUUCAUAAUAGUUGCACUUAUGCCAUAGGAUGUCAAUAAAAAUGGCAGUGAAGUCUAAAAAUACACUGUUUUGAAUGAAUGCAACUUUGACUACGGAAUCAUAUUUGUUCAGGAGUAGAGUUUCUUCCUUGUAGUAUUGUUGGCUCUCCAAAAGUUUCAGAGUUUGGGGCAUUUUACGUUUCAAGGUUUUGGAUUAGAAGUCCUCAGCCUGUAACUCAAAUAUUGCCUGGGAUUCAUGUAAAUUAUUAGAGCAGUGUAGGCUAGGCACAUGCAAAGAGAAGACGUAUAAACAUUGUCUUUAACUACCCUACGUAUCGGAAUGCCAGCGGAGAAAGUUGUGAUGAGUUCCGACUGAAGAUCUGCUAUUUCAUGAGGUACUGGAUUACAAAAUUUCCUGCAGAGUUUAAUUUGGAUCUUGGUUUGAUUCGCAUGACUGAGGAGUUCCGGGAAGUAGCUAGUCAACUAGGAUAUGAGAAACACAGCAACCUCAUGGACAUAUCCAGCAUUCCUUCCUAUGACUGGAUGAGGAGAGUCACGCAGAGGAAAAAAGUAUCAAAAAGGGGAAAGGCCUGUCUCUUAUUUGACCAUCUGGAGCCCAUUGAAUUGGCUGAGCACCUCACUUUUCUGGAGCAUAAAUCUUUUAGAAGGAUCUCGUUCACAGAUUAUCAGAGCUACGUCAUUCAUGGCUGCCUGGAGAAUAACCCGACAUUGGAGAGAUCUAUUGCCUUAUUUAAUGGAAUCUCUAAGUGGGUCCAAUUGAUGGUUCUUAGCAAACCAAGUGCUCAACAAAGGGCGGAAGUCAUCACAAAGUUCAUCAAUGUAGCACAGAAACUCCUUCAACUAAAAAAUUUUAACACCUUGAUGGCUGUGGUUGGUGGCCUUAGUCACAGCUCCAUUUCCCGACUCAAAGAUACCCAUUCUCACCUCUCUUCUGAAGUUACAAAGAACUGGAAUGAGAUGACAGAGUUGGUCUCCUCCAACGGCAAUUACUGCAAUUACCGCAAGGCCUUUGCUGACUGUGAUGGCUUCAAAAUCCCCAUCCUUGGCGUGCACUUGAAAGACUUGAUAGCAGUCCAUGUCAUUUUCCCAGACUGGAUGGAAGAGAACAAAGUGAACGUUGUGAAAAUGCACCAGCUUUCUGUUACCCUGAGUGAACUGGUCUCCCUGCAGAAUGCCUCUCACCACUUGGAGCCUAACAUGGAUUUGAUCAACCUCCUCACUCUCUCUCUGGACCUCUACCACACAGAAGACGAUAUUUAUAAACUAUCACUGGUGCUGGAGCCUAGGAAUUCCAAAUCACAGCCAACUUCCCCCACAACACCUAAUAAGCCUGUGGUACCCCUGGAGUGGGCUUCAGAAGUGGUACCAAAGCCAGACCCCACAAUCAUCAACAAACACAUAAGGAAGUUGGUUGAGUCUGUGUUUCGAAACUAUGACCAUGACCAUGAUGGAUACAUCUCUCAAGAGGACUUUGAGAGCAUAGCGGCCAAUUUUCCCUUCCUGGAUUCCUUCUGUGUGCUAGACAAAGACCAGGACGGCUUAAUUAGCAAAGACGAAAUGAUGGCUUAUUUCCUGAGAGCCAAAUCUCAGCUACACUGCAAGAUGGGACCAGGCUUUAUCCAUAAUUUUCAGGAAAUGAACUAUCUCAAGCCCACUUUCUGCGAACACUGUGCGGGAUUUCUCUGGGGCAUAAUCAAACAAGGCUACAAAUGCAAAGACUGUGGAGCCAACUGUCACAAACAGUGCAAAGACCUCUUGGUUCUGGCCUGUAGGAGACUUGCCAGGGCACCCUCCUUGAGCAGCAACCCUGAGUCACUGCCUGGAAGCCCAGCCUUGCCCCCAGUGCAGGAUGAGGUGUUUGAGUUUCCUGGCGUCACUGCUAGACACCGAGACCUGGACAGCAGAGACAUCACGCUGGUUACAGGAUCUUCCCGUAAGAUCUCCGUGAGAGUGCAGAGAGCCACCACUAGUCAAGCCACGCAAACCGAACCUGUGUGGUCAGAGGCUGUCUGGGGAGACUCUGGGUCCCAUACCUUCCCCAAAAUGAAAUCCAAGCUCCAUGACAAAGCAGCAAAGGACAAAGGCUUUGCCAAGUGGGAAAAUGAAAAGCCCACGCUACACGCUGGUGUGGAUGUUGUAGAUCGAGGCACUGCAUUCGAACCUGACCAGGACGAUGAGCAAGAUGAAGCCCAACAGGGUGUCGAGGAUGGCUGAGGUCAAGCUGGGGAAACCGAAGGCAAUCAAGUCGGCUUUGGAAGGAGAGAGAAGAGCUCUGAAAGGCACUGUCCUCUCAGAACAGUCUGGAAAAGAGAUUUGAAUAUGCUCAUGGCCUCCAGUCAUCCUGGGAGCCCCAUGACUGGACUACGGGAUAGAGAAUUUACCCUGACUCUGAACUAUUUAUUUCCUGUACUCUGCCCCUACUCAGGUGCCACGAAACCUAGUUACAUAGUCAGCAGCUUCUCGCGUCUCUCUAAAGCCAUUUGUACCCAGGGGAAUGAAAGCUUUGGUGCAUGUGCAUGAUAGCCCUUCUCUAAAAUCAAGACUUAGCUCCUUUGGACAAUAUUAUUUUUAUAAAGUGUGUGCAUGUGUGUAGGGUUGUCUCAUAAGUUGAGUUUGAGCUCCUUUUGUGUGUCUUUUAGAUGGGACUGGGGCCUGAAGUUUUACUGAGGGACAAAGACAUUCUUUAGACCCUGGAAGGCAGUGAGCCCUUGGCUGAUGAUUCUCUGUAAGGAAUGUUUGUAGUGUCCUACCACACAGUGGCUGUGCUGGGCAAUGUCAUGCCGUGUGUGUGUGUGUGUGUGUGUGUGUGUGUGUGUGUGUGUGUGUGUGCGUGUCACCUAGGUCUUACCAAUCCUGGAUUGCUAAGGGGAAUCAUAUCCCCAAAGAUCCCUUAAUACUCAUGCUAGAUAUGGUAAAAAAAAAAUGCAUAUACCUGACUACCUAAUUGGAUUCCCCACUCUUUCUGAAAAUUCUCAAAAUAAAAUGUUAAUUAAGAAAUCAAAUUCCAAGGGAGAAAAUUUAGUAGAAAAACCCACUGAAUCACUAGGUUAAAAAAACAACAAACAGGGGCUGGGGAUUUAGCUCAGUGGUAGAGCGCUUACCUAGGAAGCGCAAGGCCCUGGGUUCGGUCCCCAGCUCCGAAAAAAAAGAACCAAAAAAAAAAAAAAAACAACAAACAAACAAACAAACAAACAAAACCAACUAGUUUGGAAGCUGAAAGUAAUCCUGUGGUUUUUAUUUUAGAUAAUUUUUGGAUGGAAAGGGUAACUUAAUUUUCUCCUAAGAAAUUCUCAUCCACAGUUAAGAAAUAUUCACAAAAAGGAAAAUCACCAUAAACCUCAACUAUGGAUUGAUAUUCCAUUUAGACCUUUAAAAUAUUAAUAAUUUAAAUGUCUUUCUUUGGGUGUGUAUCUUAUGCAAUAGAUUCAAGAUGCUCAGAAAUAGAGACACUGCCAGGCUGGUGUUUAAAUACCUAUAAUCUCUGGACUUGGGAUGUGAGGUAGGAAGACCCCAAGUCUCAAGUCAACAUGGGGAACUUAGCAAGAAUCUAAGAAAAAAUGUAGGGGCUGGAGAGAUGGCUCAGAGGUUAAGACCACUGUCUGCCUUUCCAGAGGUCCUGAGUUCAAUCCCCAGGAACCACACAGUGGCUCAGAACCAUCUGCAAUGAGAUCCUAUGUCCUCUACUGGUGAGUCUGAAAACAGCCGUAGUGCACUCAAGAAAAGUUGAGGUGAUUGAGUUUGUCUGUCAUUGAGGGCACCAUCUCAUAUCAAAUGACCGGUUAGGAAAUAUUCCACAGAGGUACCAGGUCCACAUUUGAGGGCUAACUUGUAUAUCCCAUGUAAAACAGAUUGUGGUGUUAUUUGCGGACGUCACUUCCAUAUAGCUCAACUGAUAAUUGUGCUCUGGCCCUUAGAAACUGAGAGGAGGACAAAACUGCUAAGGGUCUCAAGACAACCUUGGUAGAGCUGACAUGAUGUGCCCGACAGUCCUGGAGUGGGGCAUGAUUCAGAUUGGGGAUACUGAAGACUAAGCGAAGUUCUCAAUUGAAGGAGCUGUGAUUAAUCUAGAUGAGAGCUCACUUCAGUGUCGAGCGCCUUGGGCAGUGCUGUUGGAUCUAUGUAUAUAGACUGUCUGUUACUAUUCAUAAAUACAGCAGAGUACAUGUUAAUGAAUUCAAACCAGAAACUGACAAGUCGAGUACAGGCAAACUCUCUAAAAACAUCCAGAAAGAAACCUAUUAAGGAAUGUUGGUGGUUUUGUAUUUCUUUUCAAAGGAGUUAUCUCACCUGCCAUUUGGUUUAGAAAUUUAUGAGUUUUCAUAUAUACAAGGAAUUUUGUAUCUUUGGUCUUCCUGUGAUAUGGAAAAAAAUGUACCUUCGAUGAAAAAAUAAAUGAACAAACAGAAAUACAA